Messenger RNA from Chrysochloris asiatica (Cape golden mole), 1000 nucleotides. RefSeq names its product platelet-activating factor acetylhydrolase 1b, catalytic subunit 3 (29kDa) (gene PAFAH1B3). The transcript has 5 exons. Bases 264 to 959 code for a protein of 231 amino acids. NCBI's taxonomy places the organism in Eukaryota, Metazoa, Chordata, Mammalia, Afrosoricida, Chrysochloridae. The record is from RefSeq and is a predicted model, not a curated record.
AGCGCUGGGCGAGCUCACUGUAGAGCCGCCGGAGGGGAAUCGAGGAUCUCAAUUCCACCCCUCUCCUUUUAAGCGAAGGUUCCCCCCCGCCUGCAGAAGAGGCGGCGCCCUGGAUCGGCCAUUGCCCUCCGCUAGAGCGCGAGCGUCGUCGGAAGGGUCCAUUGUUGCCUGGAGGGGUGGGCGUGUGGGCGUGGCGCUGCCCCCUCCUGGAGUGCUCGGGGGCCGACCUUGCUAGUUCAUCCUGCGGUAGGUGCGGCGCAAAGAUGAGCGCGGAGGAGAACCCAGCCAGUAAGCCCACACCGGUGCAGGACGUACAAGGCGACGGGCGCUGGAUGUCCCUGCACCAUCGAUUUGUGGCCGACAGCAAAGAUAAAGAACCUGAAGUGGUUUUCAUUGGGGACUCCUUGGUCCAGCUAAUGCACCAGUGCGAGAUUUGGCGGGAGCUCUUUUCUCCUCUGCACGCACUUAACUUUGGCAUUGGUGGUGACAGCACACAGCAUGUACUAUGGCGGCUGGAGAAUGGGGAACUUGAACACAUCCGGCCCAAGAUUGUGGUGGUCUGGGUGGGUACCAACAACCAUGGGCACACGGCAGAGCAGGUUACUGGCGGCAUCAAGGCCAUCGUGCAUCUGGUGAACCAGCGGCAGCCCCAGGCCCGGGUCGUGGUGCUGGGCCUGCUUCCAAGGGGCCAGCACCCCAAUCUGCUUCGGGAGAAGAACCAACGGGUAAACGAGCUGGUACGAGCGGCACUGGCAGGCCACCCACGGGCCCACUUCCUGGAUGCCGACCCUGGCUUCGUGCAUUCGGAUGGCACCAUAAGCCACCAUGACAUGUAUGAUUACCUGCAUCUGAGCCGCCUGGGCUACACACCUGUGUGCCGGACCCUGCAUUCCCUGCUUCUGCGUCUCCUGGCCCAAGACCAGGGCCAGGGUGUCCUUCCUCUGGAGCCCUCUUCUUAAAGCAAGCUGCAUUCCCACACAUUAAAUUCUCCCUCCUCAGU